This is a messenger RNA of Medicago truncatula (barrel medic), 782 nucleotides long. Its product is annotated as HMG1/2-like protein. The record is from RefSeq and is a predicted model, not a curated record. Lineage: Eukaryota; Viridiplantae; Streptophyta; Magnoliopsida; Fabales; Fabaceae. The transcript has 7 exons. Bases 121 to 543 code for a protein of 140 amino acids.
ACAAAAACCCACUCACGCUCUUUCAUUUCUCACAUUUUCAUCUUCACUCUCAAAAACCCUUUCUCUUCUUCUUCUCUCUAACCGUUUUCUCUCUCUUCGAAGUUCAAUCACCGUUUCACCAUGCCGAAAGCUGUUUCCGACGCCAAACCUGCUGAUAACCGGUUGAAGCGCAAGGGCGCAGGUACUGGAACCAAGCAGUCGAAGAAAGCUAAGGAUCCUAACAAGCCUAAGAGGCCUCCAAGUGCUUUCUUCGUUUUCAUGUCUGAGUUCAGAGAGAGGUUCAAGAAGGAGAAUCCAAGCAACAAGUCCGUUGCUGUGGUUGGGAAAGCCGGUGGAAAGGAAUGGAAAGCUCUGUCUGAUGCUGAUAAGGCUCCAUUCAUUGCUAAGGCUGAUAAAUUGAAGGAGGAGUAUGAGAAAACAAUGCGUGCUUACAAUAUGGGAAUUACUGAGAAGAAUGCUUCGGAGGAAGAAGGAUCUGAGAAGUCCAAGUCUGAAGUGAAUGAUGAUGAUGAGGAUGGUGAUGAUGAGGAGGAUGAGGAGUAAGGUUGGUGGUGCUGAAGGAAGAAGCGUAGGAUUAACUGCAAUAGAAUAAUUUUCAUUAUUAUAGGUUGGAAUGUAAUUGGGAAACUUUUUAGAUCCAAAGCUGUUUUGCGAUGAACAAACAGUUGUUAGGUUUAUAUUAGCGCAUAGUUUAAGUGUAGAUUCAGCUUCAUGAUCUGUACUUAAAUCCCACCUUUAUUAUUAAUACAGACUCAGUUUGUUAUGGUACAUUCUGUUGAUUA